Molecule: messenger RNA, 2115 nt
Organism: Penicillium arizonense
Lineage: Eukaryota; Fungi; Ascomycota; Eurotiomycetes; Eurotiales; Aspergillaceae
Exons: 7
Coding region: 1-2115 (704 amino acids)
Biological process (GO): arachidonate metabolic process
Cellular component (GO): membrane
Source: RefSeq, a predicted model, not a curated record
AUGGCGGCAUGGCUCGAUAUCCUCUCGGAUACCACAGGCAGAUCUUUGGUAGACACUGGGCGAUUUGAAGAAAUUGUCCAAGGAAUGAGCCACCCCAACUCGCAAUACCCUUCUCUUGUCUAUUUCGCGGGCAAUGGAAAUCGCGUCAAGGCCCUGCAAGCUUUGUUUCCUCGCAAUAACGUCACUCGCAAGGGACCUGCUGGACUCAUUCGAGUACAUCUUAGUACAGCAACUGCACAUACUGAGCAUCCUAUCAUAUUUGCCGAGAGUAACCCUUUUAGUCAAGCUGGGGUGGGUGACACUUGCUUGCUUAGGUGGUCUGGAGACAGACAUCGACGAUAUCCUCUCUCCCUUGGGGAGUCUCAGCCUCUAGCAGACCUUCAACAAGAAGUGAUAAGACAGAAAAUUUUGCCAUGGACGCAAGUUCUCUGCUUUUUUGUCGACACCAUCUCUGAGAUGCAACAUGUGCAACAGCUGCUAGAUGCACCGAUUGGGACCCUAUCGAUUGGAGCUUCACAUAUCCGUAGCAUGAUGCGUGUGGUAAUUGUGCUGUCAGGCGACUCUCAACUUGAAGCGCAUGGCGCGGAUGAUGGCUUUGAAUUACCCAAUGCAUGGUUAGGGCAGCACAAGCUCACAAUUCUGGAUCUCCGCGACCGGUCGAAAUUGUCACCAUCUGUUGCAUUUGACCCAUUGAGAAGCCUAAUUCUUGACCAAAUCCAACAGAUUCGAUCGUUACAGAAAGAAAAAUGCCUCUCAUUCUCGGCCGUACAUCUCAACGCACUCUGGGGCCGAGGUCUUCAACUUCGAAUGGGAAGUUCAAACCCAGCCAGCCUUGACUGUCUUUUGGUGGCACGCGAGGGCUUUAAAAGGAAAGCAGCAAUGGCCAGUUGUUUUGUGGAGUUACAAAGUCAAUUUGCAAGUUCUGCUUGCCCUGAGAAUGAGGUUUACAGCUUUAUCGCCUCGGCUCUCCUUAUGGAUGCCUAUCCGCCUGAGAUGCAUCUUUUCGAACCGAAAACAGUUUUCAAUGCCCUUUACCGGGCACAUUGUUGGAAUGUCUGGGAAGGGAGAGACCCUGAAAUAAUCUGCAAUAAAAUUAUGCACUACUUCACCGAGAGCUUUGCUGAAUUGAGUUCCAAGGCCUCAGCGGACGUCGCUGAUCUAUUUGCCGGGACAAGUGUUGGGGCGCUUUCGGAAGUGGACAUAGUAUUGAAUGGCCUAUCUGCCGAGGAGAGUUGCGCCAAGUUUCCGGCUUUGGCCCGGAUAAUUUUCGGUUCGCCUCGCUUUUUAGCCGAUUGCCAGUACGACUCAGAACGACUAGAGGAUACCUUGCAAAAGGUGGUCGACCCCCAACGUCGGAUGUUUGAUGUGACGACGACGAGCUCCACCCGUUGUCGAGUUGCCAUUAUCACGAGUCGUACUUCUGACGGGAAGGCAUGUGUUUUGGCGAAUUAUCGUGGGACGGGCCAGCGAGAAGUGAAUGCGGCGUAUCAGUUCCUUAUCCCUAAGACGGAGGAUGAGAAUCCUCACAGCUCAGUGCAGCGUCGCAGCCCCUUUGUGAGUGUCCCGGUAGCUUUGAAGAUGGUCGCUAAUAACAGCAGCUUUUUUCGAUCAAAGUCCCUUCCAGGAUUCGGAUCGCUGCAGGAUGGCGGAGUUCGUGCCAACAAUCCUCUGGCAAUUGCGCUCAAGGAGUCAGUGGUUAUCUGGCCCUCAGCCAAAACCCAUGAUCUACUCUUGGACCUGGUGAAGCUGGUGAUGGUUGAAUUUCCAGGUGCAAGGUUUGAAACAGCCCGUGGCCACCGUCUCGGAGACGUCGAUGAAGAUGACGGUUGCCAUGUAUGUGGAUACUACCGCAAAAAGGUGGCAUUCUCGAUCAAUGGACUUCAUGAAAUGACAUCAAUUGGGAUUGCCAGCUCGUCGUCCUUCCAACGGAUUGGCGGCUUUCCAAAGUCGGUGCAAGAACUCCUCGAUGACCAACAAGCAAAUUCCCACUUUGGUCGUGCAGACCAUUUGGUUGCUUCCUGGCCCCCGAAAAGGAAUUGCUACUGUUCGCCACGAGUUAAACGUCAUGUUCAAUUCUUGGAGCCUGCCUUGAUAAACAAGAAGCGGCGACUAUGA